Menidia menidia (Atlantic silverside) is the source of this 2820-nucleotide messenger RNA. The record is from the annotation of a GenBank genome assembly. NCBI's taxonomy places the organism in Eukaryota, Metazoa, Chordata, Actinopteri, Atheriniformes, Atherinopsidae.
UUCGUUUCGGGGCAUUUUUUAGAAAAUGCCAUUUUUUUUUUCUGCAAGGGGAUGCAAAAAGAGUUUCUGUCACUUCUCAAACACUCUGCCUCUUUAGGUGCUGUCUUUUUGUCCAAUAACGACGUGACCUGCUUCUGAUUCAUCUAAAUAGUUACAGCAUUUUCCUCCUGCUGUCGCUUUUAUUUUCACUUUCUGAUCCAGCCUUUUGUUGCCUCUGUGAUCAUCUGUUUUUCCAAACUGUUGCUGCCACUCGUGUGGAGAUGAUUUUGGUUCUUCAUUAAAAAGGUUCGCUUUAAACGUCCGAUCCCAAUUCUUGCAGAAGUUGGACGGAUGGGAUUGUUUCGGAAGUGAAGGUGCCUCUCAUCACUUGGACAGGCUCUCCUUUGUGCAGCAGGGGGGCCAGUGUGAGGAGGAGGAGGCGGUGGUGAUGCUGAUGCUGCCGGUGGACGGUGGGCUUGUCGCGAAGCUCGCUGCCGGAUGUGUUGACGCGCAUUUCUGAUCCAUCUCCUUGAUUAAACCGGGGAGCCCGGCGGAAUGAGAGCAGCCCGACCCGCGUCGUCCUCCUCCUCAUCAUCAUCAUGCUGCCAUCGACCACCGGCCGUCCAUUUUACGCGAUCCUAUGAGUCGAUUAUCGCCCCUCCGUCCGGCCGCAGCUGCCCCGACCCAGACAGCAUAAACCAACGCCUCCACGCAGCCCCAGACGGGGAAUGAAAACACUCCCAAGAUGGUCCGCAUCGCCAAGGCCCUGGGUUUGGUCAUCCUGUGCGUCGUAGUGCUGGUUUUGUCGCUCAUCAGCUAUGUCUCCCUGCGCAAAGACAGCCUCUUCAGCUCCUCGAAAUACUACAUGGGAGGGCCGCGGAUUAUGUUUCAUGCGGGUUUUCGGUCUCAGUUUGCCAUGAAUUUUCUCGACCCCUCCUUCAUCCCAUUAACCAAUGCCCUGAACGAGGAGCUCCAGGGAAAACCGUCCAGAUGGAAGUUCAACAGAACAGCAUUUUACCAGCAGAGGAAAGACAUCUACAAUUUCAUUGAUAUCUCCAACAACUUCUCCCUCACAAAGAAUAGCGUGAAGGUUGGCCAGCUGAUGCACUUUGACUACUCCAGCAACAAGUACGUCUUCUCCAUCAGUAACAACUUCAAGUCCCUGCUUCCGGAGGCCUCUCCCAUCGUCAACAAGCACUACAGCAUGUGUGCCGUGGUGGGGAACAGCGGCAUCCUGACAGGAAGCCACUGCGGCCCCGAGAUCGACCAAGCCGACUUCGUCUUCCGCUGCAACUUUGCCCCCACUGAGGUUUACUACAAGGAUGUGGGCAAAAAGACCAACCUGACCACCUUUAACCCCAGCAUCCUGGAGAGGUACUAUAAUAACCUGCUCACCAUUCAAGACAGGAAUAAUUUCUUCCUCAACCUGAAGAAACUGGAGGGGGCCAUCCUGUGGAUCCCCGCCUUCUUCCUACACACCUCCGCCACCGUCACCCGGACCCUGGUGGACUUCUUCGUGGAGCACAAGGGCCAACUGAAGGUGGAACUGGCCUGGCCAGGAAACAUCAUGCAUGAUGUCAACAAAUACUGGAAGACUAAAAACCUCUCUCCGAAGCGUCUCAGCACCGGGAUCCUCAUGUACACGCUGGCCUCCGCCAUGUGUGACGAGAUCCACCUCUACGGCUUCUGGCCCUUCGGCUGGGACCCCAACACAGGCAAAGACCUGCCCUACCACUACUAUGACAAGAAAGGGACCAAAUUCACCACCAAGUGGCAGGAAACCCACCAGCUGCCCAGCGAAUUCAAGCUGCUCUACAAGCUGCACAGGGAGGGCGUGACCAAGCUCAGCCUGACUCAUUGCUCAUAGAUGGUUUCGGGGUUGACUCCCCGAGUCCACGACCCAUACUCAUCAGUUCAAACCUCUGUUGUGACACACAGGAUAAGCAUGAAACGCGUUAAGGCAACUUUUAUCCUACCACACACACAACGCGGCCAACGUCAGGCUCAGUUGGGAUGUAAAUCGCGGCCUUGUGAUUAAUUUGAUAGAUAAUUGUGUUCUGUGGUAGUGUUAAGACUUCCAUGCUGCUCAGUUGUUUCCAUUUCUGCCAUUUGCAUGGCUACUGGCUGUGGCUCGACAAUUAGAAGAGAAUCAAGCAUUUGUUUCAGCCGGAGUCUGAAUGCUGGACUUAGCUGUGGAAACACGGAAUGUGGAUGAUUUAAAUUCUGACUAACAGAUGAAUCACCUUUACAGCAGUAUGCUGAUUCUGUACACUGAAAUCACUGCCUAAUCUCAGGGAAGGAGUUAGAUCAGUGUUUUUUGUAAUCAGAUUCAACGCCUCUUUAGUGGUACAGUUCUUCUUUUCAGGCCUUUUUUCCCCAAGAGGUGUCAGACAAUCUGCACUGCUCUGGAAGACGGUAUUUGUUUACAAGGCUGUACUCUGUAUAAAUAGCUACAUAAUAUCUAAAGAAAGAACUUUUAUUUUCUCUAAACAGUGUGAUGAUUCACUCAAAAUUUUGUUGUGAUAACUCAAAAUUUUUAGAUAACGAUCAACAUUCCAACAGUAAGCCAUAAAUUCACGAACAGACAGUGAUCUGUUGUCAUUUCAGUGCAUAAUUGUAGAAAGUAAUGUCGGCCUACAUUAGGUUCUGAGAAUAGACUUUAAAAUAUCUUCCUGCAGGACUUCAAUAUCCAUAUCCACACGAGUGGCAGCAGUCAAGUCACAAAACACUGAUUUUCUAAAGAUGAAUUUAAAAAAAGGGUCAUUUUACAUAAUAAAUUUAAUUAGUUUUAAAUUUGGGUAUUCUUGUUCAAUUUGGGUCGAGGUGUUUAUUAAAUUUCCC